Messenger RNA from Pogona vitticeps (central bearded dragon), 1401 nucleotides. NCBI's taxonomy places the organism in Eukaryota, Metazoa, Chordata, Lepidosauria, Squamata, Agamidae. The record is from RefSeq and is a predicted model, not a curated record.
CGCUUGGUCAUUGCAGAGAAGGGGUUACCAUGUGAAGAGCGGGAUGUUAGCAUGCCACUCAUUGAGCACAAAGAGCCCUGGUUUAUGCGACUCAAUCUUGGAGAAGAGGUACCUGUGAUCAUCCAUGGAGACAACAUCAUCAGUGACUACAAUCAGAUAAUUGAUUACAUGGAGAAGAACUUCACAGGAGAACACAUCAUCCAACUAAUUCCUGAAGCAGGGACCAUCCUUCAUUCCAGAGUGAUGCAGUACAGAGAACUCCUGGAUUCCUUGCCCAUGGAUGCCUAUACACACGGAUGCAUUCUUCACCCAGAACUCACCACAGACUCCAUGAUUCCAAAGUAUGCUACAGCUGAGAUCCGCAGACACUUAGUCAAUGCAAGCUCAGACCUGAUGAAACUAGACCAUGAAGAAGAGCCACAGCUAACAGAGCCAUACCUUUCCAAACAGAAGAAACUCAUGGCCAAAAUCCUGGAGCAUGACAAUGUGAACUACUUGAAGAAAAUCCUGGGCGAGCUGGCAAUGGUACUGGAUCAGAUUGAAGCUGAACUGGAGAAGAGAAAAAUCGAAUAUCAAGGACAAAAAUGUGAACUCUGGCUUUGUGGAUGUGUAUUUACCUUGGCUGACAUCUUGCUGGGAGCCACAUUGCACCGUCUCAAGUUUCUAGGACUCUCUAAGAAAUUCUGGGAAGAUGGCAGCAGACCUAACCUACAGAACUUCUUUGAAAGGAUACAAAAACGUUUUGCCUUCAGGAAAGUUUUGGGAGACAUACACACCACGCUUCUCUCAGCAGUGGUACCCAAUGCCUUCAGGCUGGUCAAACGGAAACCUCCAUCCUUUUUCGGAGCGUCCUUCCUUAUGGGAUCUCUAGGGGGGAUGGGCUAUUUUGCUUAUUGGUAUCUAAAGAAAAAAUACAUAUAAUGCUGGCUGUUCCAGUAUUUUGUUUGGUGUCUCUGUGCUGUGUGAACCCAUGAGGAAUUUUCAGUAAUUGUAACGAAAUUUGAAGCCAAUAUGAAUAACUAUGCUGUUAAUGUAACAUUCCAUAGUCUAGAAGUAGAAAACUUAUACUGCAAGGAAGCAAGUCAACAAAAAUAUUCAACUUGUAUAAUGCCUUUUUUAAAGGUUUAAGUAUUGUAAAACUAUAAGCAGUGGAUGUGUCCUGAUGCUUUACACAACCACUGCGGAGCAAAACUGCCCUCUAGCACAAGCAAGUCCCAUCGACAAGCUAGGGUAACCCCAGUAACACAAAAUGGAAAAAUGGGGUUUCCUUCUGUACCUUUUCAUAGUUUUUUGAAUGUUUGUUGGCCACAUAGCACAUUUUUUCACAGGUGCAAAUAGCAGAGACCUUUCUUUCCUAGGAGGUGUUGUAGUGUUGUGGUAAGAUGGAAGCUUUUAAAAAAA